Daphnia pulex (common water flea) is the source of this 1226-nucleotide messenger RNA. RefSeq lists its product as uncharacterized. Bases 118 to 1041 code for a protein of 307 amino acids. The record is from RefSeq and is a predicted model, not a curated record. Lineage: Eukaryota; Metazoa; Arthropoda; Branchiopoda; Diplostraca; Daphniidae. The transcript is spliced from 4 exons.
GAAACGUUUCGGACGUUGUCCGACGUUACAGUCAGUGAGACGACGAAGUCGACUUGUGCAGCUCAACGUCUUGCGUAUAGAUUCAUAACAUAGUUUUCAAGGAUCAUUCGAUAAACAAUGUCGUCUAACGAAUCGACACUAAUGCUGAAGUGCGGGUUGCUGGUUGGUGACCAAGCGGUUGGCGAUUUCUUAUUCAUUUCUUGGUUUUAUGGCCAGCAAAAACCUUUCAUUCGUCAACAAACUCAAGGCGAGGUUGCUCAAACAUUGAGGGAGAAGCUGAAAACCAACUUUCCUGACAUUGUUGAACCUUUCAAAGUUGUUUUCAUAGACGACUUUGACGACAAGAUUAUUUUGCCCAUCGACGACAUCAAGGAAACCGUCACUGCAUUGCGUUGCUUCGAUUAUUCAUCUAGCAUGUCACCGAUUCAGAUCUUCGUUCAAGUUCCAGAUUCAAAAAAUGUAACUAAAGACGAAAGUAAAGUAGAAGAGCGGACGGCUGAAAUACGUUGUUGCGAAGAUAGCGGACAGAUGAUUGCCAACACGUUGAGCCAAUUAGAGAGCACUAUUCAGAAUUUGGGUGAGCGCAUAGUGGUUCUUCUUGAAGAUCUUUCGGUAGAUUCAAAAUCAGCGAAAGACACAAAAUCGGCUGAAAUUCCCAUUUUGCGUCAAGAGACGAUCGACUUGACCGAUUCGAAUUUGAACAGCCAAUCGUCCGAAAUGAUAGAUUCAUCUACAACAACAGUUCGCUCACGAAAUUCGUCGUCUUCCAGUUCCUCGUCUUCCAGUUCGUCGUCUUCCAGUUCGUCCAGUUCGUCGUCGUCUUCCGCUUUUUCGGUCCAAAGUCACUCGGAUCAUUCCGGCGAACGCGAAGAAGAAGGUUGGAUUCGAGUCAAUGGAAUACGACGUCGACGAUUGACAACCGAAAGCAGCUGCGCAAGUCAUCGGUCGGAUUAUUCACAAGAUGGGAUCUUGCGCUCGAUGGAAGAUGAAAUGAACGAUUUCAUAGCCGGAAGUCCCGAUACGAUGAGCCGGAGUCCGUAGACUGGAGUCGGAAUGAUUUGGUCGCUGCGGUUUUGGCAGCAAUUAUUAUUCUUUUUACUACUUUAACAUGGGCCACUUUUGGGGGAAACUUUAUGUCAUUUAAAAAAAAACAUUGUAUUCAUUCAAUAAAUAUUGGAAAUUUAUAAAAAAACAAAAAACAAUUCCAAUUCCAAUCAAUUUUUUAC